Dermacentor andersoni is the source of this 2016-nucleotide messenger RNA. RefSeq names its product transmembrane protein 181. Lineage: Eukaryota; Metazoa; Arthropoda; Arachnida; Ixodida; Ixodidae. Gene Ontology annotation, molecular function: toxic substance binding. The record is from RefSeq and is a predicted model, not a curated record.
UCCCUUUUGUUCUGUCUUGUUUCGUUUCUACAGAGUGCAUGCGUUGUGCGUGUGGUUGCCGCUGUGGCGUUUAUAGCGCACCCUCGCCCAUAUCGCUCGCGACAAGCGCCACGGCAGCCCUCGUAUCGAAGGGCCGCGGCGCCGGUUGGUUGUGAAGGCGGCGGGUAACGGAUGAAGCCGCCUCUCGGGCGCUGCGCAGAACGCGCGUCUCCUGUCGCCCGUCGGAGGAGGUGCUGCUCCCCCCGUCGGUCGUCGUCGUCGUCGCGGCGGCGCUAGCGCGGCAUGCCUUACCCGAGCGGUGGCGGCGGAGGCAUCGGUCAACCGGCGGGCCGCACUUUCAACUUGGCCAGCUGGAGACUCAAGGCGCGCUACAUGCUGUCCCAUUUCGGCUUCUUCUGCAGCCAGUUCGGCAAGUUCAUCGCCCCCGCCUACUACCAUGACCGGUGCGAAAGGUCGGUGCAGAUGCGGCUGUACACCAUGCAUAAGCGGGAGUUCGUCGUCAUGUUCCUGGUGUUCUUCGCCUGCCUGUGCCUCUGCCUGUUCGUCGGACUCGCGGGGCCACCCAUCACCGUCACCGUGGUGCGCUCCGCCUCCGAGCUGGGCACGCCGGGAGACAACGCCACGAAACUCAACAUGGCGACGGGGCCAUUUGUACUAAAGACCCCUCCGCUAUCGGCGUACAGUCAGCAGCUGUGGGUCAUCGCGCAAAUCACCACAAAGGAGGAAGACGAGGACGAGACGUUUCGGAAGGCGUUCCACCUCGAAAUCAACAUUCAGGGCAUCACCAGCAAGGGUCACGUGGUCAACGCUUACGGCGCAGUACGACCGCACAUACGGGUGCGCCAGCUCACCUGCUCGAAGAAGGUGUGCGAUGCCUUCACGGUCCUGCAUUUGGGCUUCUUGGAUUACUCGCGAUAUUUGCUGACCGUCACGUUCUACGGCCUGGAGUCCAUCGACGAGAAGUACCACAUCGAUGACGUCACAUUUCACUACAAGAGCUACAACGCAUCGUUCACUCAGCUGGAAAUAUGGUUCCGGUUCAUCUUCCUACUCGCAACGUUCUUCGUCACGUGUUGGUUCGCACACACACUGCGGAGGUUUGUCUUCCGAGACUGGUCCAUCGAGCAGAAGUGGAUGUCCAUCCUCCUGCCCUGCCUGCUGCUGCACAAUGACCCCGUGUUCCCCAUGUCACUGCUGGUGAACAGCUGGAUACCAGGGAUGCUGGAUGCAAUCUUCCAGGCAUCAUUUCUGUGUGCACUGCUGCUCUUCUGGCUUUGCGUCUACCACGGCAUCCGCCAGAAUGAGCGUCGCUUUGCAACCUUCUACCUGCCCAAGCUUCUCGUGGUGGGUAUGCUGUGGACUGCCGCCUUUGUGCUCGCAUCCUGGCAGAGGUACAACGAGCUCAGGGACCCCACUUACAACUACAAAGUCGACACACAGGGAUUUGCGGCCUUGAAGAUAUUUUUCUUCACCAUGGGAUCAAUAUACUUGGCCUAUCUGCUCUACCUAGUUGUGCAGGCAUACACGGAGCUAAGAUCAAUGCCUUACUUCGAUGUUCGGCUGAAGUUCAUGACAUCACUCAUGCUCAUCGUCCUGACACUAAGCGUGGUCAUCACAGUGAUGCGGUUUGGGAUUUCCGUUCUCGAAGACAACUUUGUGGCCGACCUGUCAACAACAUACGGGAGCUCGGCAGAGUUUAUGUCCUUCUAUGGGUUGCUCAACUUCUAUCUGUACACGAUGGCUUACGUGUACUCGCCCCCACCAAAUGCUUUUCUAGAAUCUCAUCUGAAGGACAAUCCAACCUUAUCUAUGAUGAAUGACUCUGAUGAGGAGGUCAUCUAUGGGUCAGACACCGAGGAACGGUUAUUAAACCCAGUUCGACUCGGACAGGACAAAGAGGAAAGUGACUGAAUGAAGAAGCGACGAUGCCUUUGCAUGAACCAUUGUGACAGAUAACAUUCACCAGAUAACACAAUGCCAACUGAAACAAUAAACCAUAUUUUUGUAUAGCAAUAA